CUUUCGGGAGCUCUACACCCAGGCAGCGGCUACAGAAUUAACUCAAAAUCCAGCCUCACUAUUAUAUUGCGGAAUAAGAAGCGAUUCGCUCUCUUCGAUCGCAUUGUGACUCCAGCAGUCAGAUUCAAGACUACCACUAUCAACGACAAUGGCGGAUCGGGGCCGUGGUGCUGCUAGGGGUGCAAGAGGAUCAUCUGCGUCUGCUAGAGGUCGAGGAGGUCCACAGGGACCGCAGCCCACCAUGGACAAACCGAAGCGUGAAGCUAUUCUUGAUCUUUCGAAGUAUGUUAACGAAAGAAUUAGGGUGAAGUUCACCGGCGGUAGGGAAGUUACGGGAGUGCUCAAAGGAUUUGACCAACUGCUUAACCUUGUACUUGACGAAGUUGAAGAACAACCGACAGAGCCUUCACCGCGCAAGAGAAAUCUGGGGCUGGUCGUACUCCGCGGCCCCACGAUAACUCUCUUGAGCCCUGUAGACGGCUUCGAAGAAAUAGCCAACCCCUUCGUGGCUCAAGAGUAGCUAAUCAGAUUUUUUUCGACUUUAUGCUCGUUUCCGCGAAAUGCACUGCGCAGACCCCUAGUCUCAUCAUAUAGGUAAUGGUGUGAACUACCUGUCCUGUCCGGACAUGCAUUUGACAUGUGUCAUAGCUACAUACACAUAACAUGCUAGAAUUGUAACUGUGUAAAUUGACGAGGGUCAAGAAGACCCAGUUGAGACACUGCACCCAGCCAAUGAGUUGAGGGUAACGCAUCACGGCCUUCAAAACCAAGGAAUGUCAGAGGAGCAAAGAAAGCAAAACGACCAAGCACGCCGUUAGAUUCAGAAUUACGCAGGCGCCUCAUGAUGCCGCAAAAAUCAAAGGUCAGCAAGUCUCAGGACGCCUUCAGAGACAGAUCGCGUAAGGAAUCCGUUACUUUGGCCUCCCGUCUCUUCAUGCUGUCGCUGAUUAGGGCAUCUUCCCGCUGUUUUGGGCGCGGGCUCUGCUCCGGCCUGCCGAUCCUAGGACUAGAAUCGUGGAACCGAGGACUGUGGUGGGGAGAUGGCGGGGACGUAGACG
Molecule: messenger RNA, 1058 nt
Organism: Gloeophyllum trabeum ATCC 11539
Lineage: Eukaryota; Fungi; Basidiomycota; Agaricomycetes; Gloeophyllales; Gloeophyllaceae
Product: U6 snRNA-associated Sm-like protein LSm7
Exons: 4
Coding region: 149-520 (123 amino acids)
Biological process (GO): nuclear-transcribed mRNA catabolic process; mRNA splicing, via spliceosome
Cellular component (GO): Lsm1-7-Pat1 complex; catalytic step 2 spliceosome; U12-type spliceosomal complex
Molecular function (GO): RNA binding
Source: RefSeq, a predicted model, not a curated record